This is a messenger RNA of Polyodon spathula (Mississippi paddlefish), 4513 nucleotides long. Its product is annotated as cingulin-like. Bases 477 to 3137 code for a protein of 886 amino acids. NCBI's taxonomy places the organism in Eukaryota, Metazoa, Chordata, Actinopteri, Acipenseriformes, Polyodontidae. The record is from RefSeq and is a predicted model, not a curated record. Gene Ontology annotation, cellular component: myosin complex. The transcript has 19 exons.
UACGGUUUUGAAAUUCUAUGUAACUUUACAAGCAGUCAGGUUGGCAGAGUUGAUGUCACACACGAGAAGUCAAGGAGCUUCGGUGGAAACGAUCAAUGUACAGGUGUUGGAUUUUCCUGGAGUCACACUUUCAAGUGGAGAAACUUCUUUGGCAGAUCUAUUAGUAUAGAGAACCCAUCUCCUGGCUGUAAAUAGUGUUAGCUGGUCCAGACAAAAAAGGACAGAACGAGGGUUCAAUUAGAGCUGAGCAAUUUGGAGUCUCAACGGUCAGAGACACACCCUAAACAGCACCAAGCCAGAGAGAGCAGCCUGGCCUUGCAGAGAAUGAAGUUAUCAUAGUUAUUGCUGACAAGGAGUAAAGGAAAAACUUUGAAAACAAAUCCCUUUCUGCAGAGAAGAAAAUCAAUGGUGUAAGCCUUGAACUGAUUAAUUCAAGUGCAGACGCUGUUAGUGCAAGCAACCGGAAGAGUUUGCUUAUGUCUGAGGUAGAGAACACUAAGGUGGAUACCAAAAUCAAGGAUUCAUCUAUGAUUAAAGGAAGCACUUUAAAAAGAACAGGCAGUGUCAAAGAGCAGAUAUUCUCAGGUGGUGAAGACGGCAAGAUACCCAGAAGCCCAUCACAGGGGGAGAAAAGUGAUUUAAAGUUAAAUAAAAAUCAGAUGCUUACACAGAUCUCUGAUUCUGAGUCUGUGGGAAAAGAGUUGAUGAGCUCUGGAGGUGGACUUUUAAGCAUCAGUAAUGUUGAACGGGAGGCUAAUAAUAAACCAAGAACAAGCAGCAAGGAUACAAAUGGUCAGCCACCAAGCAGGUUAGCAGUUACCCCAAACAGUGGUGCUGUAGCAACCAAACCAUUAGCUGAAGAUAGUGCAUCCAAAAAGGAAGGCUCUUUGGAAAUCAAUGGCCAGUCGAUGUUAAAUGACAACACAGGAUCCUUGAAGAGACUGAACCAGAACCGGAGGAGUUUGAGUAUGGAAACGAAGUAUGAUAAUGACACAGCUGAAUUAGCAGCUAAAGUCAACAUGAGCCCCAGAUAUCAGCUGUUUUUGUCCAACGAGAAUCGGGAUAGGCUUACAGAUACAGCUCAUACAACAUUCCAAAAUGAACGGUAUGGACUGAAACACACUGCGAAGAAUUCAAACCCAGCCUUGUCAGAGGGAUCCGCUGUUACCAGGACCACAGACUCAGGGUUGGAUUCGACUGUAGGUUCAGAACGUGGACAUGAGAUUAAUCCAAACCUGGGACCAUCUACAAAUCCAAACAAAACAGAUAGGGGUGAAGCAACUGAAUUUGUGGGAGGGAACUAUUCUGAAGCUUUAUCGAUUAAGAUUCCUGGCAAUGAGACCCCACCAAGGGCAUUUAAUAGCCCAUAUAGAUCUCCAUCUGCUGAAUAUGACCGAAUCUUCAGAAUGUCCGACUUCAAGGAAUGCCUGUCUCCUACACCCUCAGAAGUCUCUCUCAACUCAUUGAGCUCAUACAGCCAGUGGAGCAGCGUUGCUCUUCCCCCAACUAACUUUUCUCAAGGUAGAUUCGCUAUCUAUGAGAGCUGGGGCAGGCUCAAGGGGAUGUUGCCUGCCCUUCCUAAUCUUCGACCUGGAAUUCACCACAAAAGAGAUUAUAUUCAGGAACUCAUCAGGCUUUUAGAUGUUAGUGAAAAGAGAAACGCUUUUCUGGAGGCAGAGAGCCUGGAGAUGUCCCGGGAGAGAGGCCGGAUACGAUACGAGAUGAGAGGGAUGCUGGUGAACAACGAGGACAUGAUCAGGAGCAUGGCAGUGAUGCAGAAUGAAUUAAAGAAGCUAAAGGACAGGGUCGUGGAGCUGGAACGAGAAAACUUCACGCUGAAUGAGAGUAUCACACACCUGGAGAGAGAGCUGUCAGAUGCGAAGGAUGUUCUGGGAGAGGCUAAUGACCAAGAAUAUGCCUUUACCUACCUACAGCAGUCUCUACAUCAAAAACUACUUGAAGCUCAGGAGGCCUUGGAUAACCAGAGCAAGCGGUGUGAUGCAAUGGCAGAGAAGCUGUGGCUGGCUGAGAGGAACCAAGGCCAGCUGGAGAUGGAGAAGCAGAACUUGGACACAAAAAUUGUUAGCCUCAGCAGCACUGUGCUCAGGCUAGAAACAGAGCUCGGGGAAGCACUGCAGGUGUCGGCUGAGGCUGCUGCAGGGAUUGCUCUCCACCAGCAGUACAAGGAGAAGACCCAGAAUAGCAUCGAGGAGCUGGAGGAGAGGCUGAAGGAGAAAUGCGAAGAACUGGCAGAGGCACAGUGCAACAGGACUAGACAACUGGAGGAGUUGUCCUUAAAGCAGCUGGACAAGGACAGGCAAUUAGAAGAGGAGAUACAGCUGCGGGAGCGACUGCAGCUGCUGUCCAAGCAAGCGGAGAGAUCCAUUGAAGACCUUCAGAUGGAACUCCAGACAACAACCCAGGCCAAGGAAGAGCUUAGCAAGCAGCUCAAGCAGGCCCAGGAAAAAAUAAUUGAUCUGGAAAGUGAUUUAGAAGAAAUGAAUGACACUGAACAUAGAUGGGCAGGAAAACACAAAAGAACCAUCGAACAGAAUGAGCAGCUACAGAUCAAGUUACUUCAUGAAAGAGAUUUGAGAGAACAACUGGAAUGUGACAAACUGAUGCUGGAGAGACAGAACAAAGAUCUAGAACUUGAAGUGAGGGACCUGCGGAGCUCUCAAACGCAUGAGGACAUACUCUCGAAGACAGAAAUAAAGGCCAAAGAGAUGGAAAGCAGCCUGAGAGCUGAAGAGAGGAACAAAGCCAUGCUGAUGGGUGUAAUCCAGAAGCUGGAGAGGAAGAAUAAAGAUCUGUCUGAGCAGAUGGAUGAAGAACGUCGUCAAUUAGAGGAGGAAAAGGAUCAGCUGGGACAGCGAGUGAAGAGCCUGAAACGGCAGUUGGGCCAAGUGGAGGAGGAGAUGGAGCGGCGGGAGGCUCAGAACCGCCAAGCUCAGAGAGAAAUGGUGGAACUGAAGGAGUCAAACAGUCAGCUCCAGAAACAGCUCUCUGACUUGCAGAUUCAGCUCAAGCUAAAGGAGUCCUUUAUGAUGAAGAAAUCCCGGGACACACUGAACAUGAGAAUAGAUCUGGAUAGCGAAGAAGAGGAAGAAGCAGUGUCUGACAUUCAUAAACAAUAAGAGCCGACUGAUCAACUGCGUUACCCAUUCUCAAGAGAACCGUGAAAAUGAACUGUUUAAAAGGGACACAAGCCAUGCAUAGACUUGGUAGAUCUGUAUAUAUAAAAAAUUGUAUUUUAACAGCAGGUAAGCUUAAUUAAAAAAAAAAAAAAAAAAAAAAAAAAAAAACAUUCUUUACUAGCAAGUACACGGACUUAAAAACUUGCCCCCGGGCCUAAAAAUAUCUGUGGGCAACACUGCUUAUAAAUUAAUACAGAGAUGUUGAGCUUACAGAAGUAAGGGAGGGUGACCCAAAUCUGGAUGUUACACUGAAUACUGUCUGUAAUUUAAUUCUUGAAAAUUGGUUGUAAUAUAACAUAAUGUAGAUGGAAAAGAGGGUGCCAACUAGAACAGUGUCCUGUUUUAUUUUAGAAAUUGUCUCUAUUAGGGGUAUUAGGCCAGCGCUAAUACGUGAUAUUCCAGCCAAGCUUUGGCUUGGAGAGUCAACUGUCCAAUUACACAAUUUGAUAUAUUUUUGUUCUUAUAGCAAUUAGUAGAUGUUUAGCAAGCACUUAAGAAUAAAUAAAUCCUUUUCUUGAUCUACACACAGUUCUGCGGUGUUGAAAUUAUUCUUUGUAUUAUUCUUUGCUAUUGCACGAUGGAAAAUGAUGUCUUCUGUUCUAUGUGUUUAUACAUAUUGUUUGGGUUUUGUUUUGUAUAAUGGACAGUAUAAUAAGUAAGGCUAAAUGUAAUGUGUCACUCAGUUAUAUUCAAACCUUUUUCAUAUUGUGGUGGUGGGUUUUGAAAAUCCCAACCUUGAGGAUUCUGUCCAAAAUGUUCUUGUUAAAGUACUUGUUAGCUGCUAGCUUGCACAAAGUCUUCAGCAGAGGAAAAGGUGUUUUGUUAUUUAUAAAUAUAGGUACAUAAUGUAAUACAAUGUAAUCGUGGGACACUGUAGAUUUAAAUUGGGGUCUAUGUCACUUUACAGAGACUUUUUUUUUUUUUAAACAUGGACUGUUUGAAGGUAUAUUCAUAUUUAUUGUGUUGUUUAUGUGCUAUAAACAGAACUAACUUUUUUAUUUUAUUUUUAAUGGGUAGUUUUUUCCUGUUAUAAUAAUCCAUGUUAUACUUUGAAACUAGCCCUUUUUAUCCGAUUCUUGUUCCUCUAAUGUUUUCCUGUAUGUAAAUAUAAACUACUUUGGAAGAAGACAAGUGAGAAUGUAUUUCUUUCAUCCUAGUUUGUUUUGAAAACAUUUUAGUGCUUUGGAGGCUGAGUAUACGAUAUGACAAAUGACCAAAAUGAUGCACCUUAAACUCAAAAUUGGAAUUCCCUAACUAAUUAAAAACUUGUAAAGUGUCCACAGUUUAUUUGUUCAACAGGAAAACAUAUUUCUUUA